AUGCCGCCCCUAGUACUAGUCCACCCAUCCGUGCCUCUCCCCAUCGCCCCGCCCCUCCUCCCGCCAGCCACAUGUCCCGCUGGCGUGGUGUGCCCGACGGGAGCAUACUGCGUGGUGGACAGCCGCGGCCUCCCAUUCUGCAAGUGCCUGAGCGGGGAGGGCAUCAUCAACAACGGCGCGUGCAUCGGUGGAAUGAGCUGGAAGAUGGUCGGCACGAGCGUCGUGCUCUACAACGGCCCCUCCUUCACCAACUUGCCCGCCAUGCUCGCACCCGCCGUGCUGCGCUCGCCAGCACUCAACUCGCCGGUGUGUCGGGUGGUGCCGAAGGGGUUCAACGGCACGGUGGGGUCGCUGCGCAUUAUGUGGAGCGUGGAUGACAGCGCCAAGGACCACCUUGUGUGCGGCAAGCUCGUCUUCUGGGACAAGCCCGACUACUCUGGGUCGGCAUCGGUGUUUGAGAUUCAUGGCAAGUGGACUGCAACCAAGGCCGACAAGUUCAACUACGCCACCACCAGCGUCAAGAAGGCAGCGGGCGUGGUGGCGACGGGCAGGUCCUUCUCGUGUCUGGCGGCCGUGAAGCCGCCUGUCACGGACUUCUAUGCCACGGCGGCAUGCCCGCCCAACUCCAAGUGCUCCCUCAAGAACAGCUCCUAUGCCGUCUGCACGUGUGACGCUGGCACCACCAUGGUCGACAAUGGCUACUUCGUUGGUGAGUCGUCGUCAUGUCGUGGAGUGGAUCAUCCUGCCCGCAUCUCUCUGCCUCUCGCUCCCUCUCUCCCCCUCUCGCUCCGUCUCUCUCCCUCUGUCUCGCGCUCCCUCCCUCUUUUCCCUCUCCCUCUCUCCCACUUGCUCCCCCUCUCUCUCUCACUUGAUCCCCCUCUCUCCCACUGGCUCCCUCUCUCUCUCGCACUGACUCCUCCUCUCUCUUCCUCUCUCUCCCACUCGCUCCCCCUCUCUCUUCCUCUCUCCCCAUCUCUCUCCCUCUCUCUCCCAUUCUCUAUCCAACGUCACAUGCACGAGAUGUCUGGAGUCGUUCCCGACGUGGCUGACGUGGCCAUCAGCAUCUACAGCGCACUGAACCUGGGUGGCAAGAAUCCUCCCUACGUCUUCCGUCUCAAGCCGAACAAGAGUGUCAACAUUCCGAUUGGCGUGCUUACGAGCAGCAAGUCGGUGGGCAUGCUAUUCCGUGCGCCGAGGUCGAACCUGAGGUGCACAUCCGUUAUCAUCUACGACACGGUCAACUGCAGUGGCAACCAAAUCAGCUCCGAUGUGCCCCCUGGCAAUGACGUUACUGCCGUGCCCAUUCUGUGA
This is a messenger RNA of Closterium sp. NIES-65, 1311 nucleotides long. Lineage: Eukaryota; Viridiplantae; Streptophyta; Zygnematophyceae; Desmidiales; Closteriaceae. The record is from the annotation of a GenBank genome assembly.